UAUCUCUUAUGUUACAUGAUUGUGCGAUGAAUUGUCUACAAUGUGUGCCAGUUAUACUUCUGUUAUUGUAUGAUUGUGGGGUUUAUGUCUUAAAACUAUUAUAUGUAAUAGCUCUAACGCUGUAUAAUUGUGGGGUGUAUUGUCUACAAAGUGUUCCAGUUAUGCUUCGGUUGGUGUAUGAUUGUGUGGUGUAUUGUCUAGAAAGUGUUCCAGUUAUACUUCGGUUGGUGUAUGAUUGUGUAGUUUAUAUGUUAUUAUCUAUUAUACAAUCUACACUUGUGUUUUUUACAAUUCUGUUGGUUGGUAUCGAUAAUUGGAUUUCUACUUGUUGGGUAAUUCUAAUUGAUCUAUCCCAAUGGAUUUACCCUGGAUUUAUCGAAUACUUUCAAUAUGUCGUUGAUUGUUUUGUCAUCCCCUAUUGGCCAGCGAUUUUAGUAUGUGCUUUAGUCUUAGUAUAUACCAUUGCUUUCAUGAAUAAAAGCGUUCCUAUAAAUAAAACUAGCAGUCCCGUAUCAUCAGUGUAUGCGAUUCCCGUCGAUACAACGAUGUUAGAAUCAAUCGAUCGAUAUAUUACAACCACUUGGGAUAAGCGACUUGUUGGGAUAGGACGAGAUGCUAAAAACCUUUUGAGUCAAGUAAAUAUUCACAUAGUUUCAGCCAAACAUGUGGUCAAUGCUAGGCUACUGGAAACUUACAACACUAAAAGAGAAACAAUACGUCAACUGGGUAACUGUGUACCUGUAAGUCAAUUACCUAACUGUUCUCGUGAAGUUGAGUCACGUGAUGGUCUUAGUACUCUACACACUUGUACUGAGGUGAAUGAGUUUUUACUACUACAUGGCACCAAAAGCGGAAAUAUCUCUAACAUCCUGUCCGAGGGACUGCAAGUGUCCAAAUCUAGAAAUGGCUUAUUUGGAUAUGGUCUUUACUUUGCUGAAUCUUCGACCAAAGCUGACCAAUACACAGAUAACAAAGACACUCGGAGUCCUCUAGGAACGUGUCUGUACAUGUUGAUCUGUCGAGUGACAUUAGGCCGUGUCUACGUCACAAAUGAAAGGAUACACAGCUCAGAGAUCGACAAAAACAAGUACGAUUCGUUGUUGUAUGACCCACCCAAAGGUAAAGGUCUUUUUAGAGAAUUUAUUGUCUUCGAUUCCAGUCAAGUUAUGCCAGCCAUCGUCAUUGAAUAUCAGAGGAAAUUUUGAAAUCUGUAUCAGAGGAAAUCUCUAGAAUAAUGAAAUUUGUGUCAGAUGAA
Messenger RNA from Physella acuta, 1255 nucleotides. RefSeq lists its product as uncharacterized. The record is from RefSeq and is a predicted model, not a curated record. Gene Ontology annotation, cellular component: nucleus. Gene Ontology annotation, molecular function: NAD+ poly-ADP-ribosyltransferase activity. Lineage: Eukaryota; Metazoa; Mollusca; Gastropoda; Physidae.